AAGCACAUAAGUGCAAAUAUACAGGGUGAUAGAGAACUCGCUUUCAGAAUAUAUUGUUAUUUUCUUUUAAAUAUGUUUUUAUAGUAAUUAUUUAGUUAAAAUACAGACGGCAACUAUUUUUUUAGACAUAUAUAUAUCUGCUAUUAUGCAUUCAAAGAGGAUUAAUAUGAAAUUUUUAUUUGAAGAAGAAAAGCAAAAAGUAAAGUUUAUGGCAAUGUUUGUUUUUCAAGAAAGCUUCCAAAAAAAUGGUGAACUUCUAUUGUAAUACUAUGAGCUUCUAUAAUAGGUUACAAACAUUGCCAUAAGAUUCAGCGUUGAUCGAUAACCUAUGUUCCAUAUGUUUUGAAAGUUCCCAAACAUGGAGUUUAGCCGAUAGGUAGUCCAGGGGAAAUGCUCAAAUAGUGGAUAAGAAUUUAGAAGUGUAGUUUUAAGGAGGACAGUCUAGGGGUUGGAAUAAACCUGUCAGAAUUCAAAAUAUAUUAUUUCUCUGGAAAUGGGAAGCUUUCAGAGUUUGUUCGACAAGGUGCACCAUGCUAGACCUGAUCGGAAGGCCUAAUUUCUCCAGAUUUCUUUUCCAGUAGCUCCUCUAUCAAAUACUGGAAACCGCAUGAUUCUAACUCUUUCCGUUAAAAAGUUAUUCAAAAAAUACUUUUUUCCAUUCUAUUUUGAAAUGAAUAGUGGAUUACUAAAUUUUACGACUUUUCUCUGGUCUAACUUCAAACACCACAUAAUUCAUGAAUUUAUUAUAUUCCACGAGAAAUUUCGAUGUCAUAUACUCAAAUGCCCUGAACGCUAUAAGGGAAUGUGAGUAUUCCCUAGGGAAUGUCCACAUUCCCUACGAAUGUCCGGGAAUGUAUAGAUUCCCCAGAGAAUGUGCAUAUUCCCUAGGGAAUGUAUACAUUCCCUGUAACAUAGUACACUGGACAAAAUCGCAAAAUAGACUGCUUUAUAUCACUAUACCAACUUUGUACGAAAAAAAAGGAACGAAGGGGAAAAAUAACACAACGAAGGGAGGAGAUUGCGAAAAGUAGGCAUUCAGUACCAGAUAACAUCGAAUAUAGAUACGAAUUCUGUGUGUGAAUAAUUUUUUGUUUUGACAACAGGUAAUGACAGCUGAAAAAAAUAUAUAUUAGAUAUCGGCAUCCCGAUAGCUUAGUAAAAAAGAAUAGGUGUACACAGCGUGACUGAAUCACUCUGCUUUUGCAAUGUAGUUUCACACUGCAUCAUAGACAAGACUAAGUUGUUUUUUUAUCCUCAAAGUUUGAUCAUAAUAAAAUUAUGGGUGAGUCUAUUGACACUCCCAGGAGUGUCAACAAGGAGCUAUUGCCAAUCCCUGGGCGUGUCAACAGGAAGCUAUUGCCACUCCUUGGGCGUGUCAACAAGAAGCUAUUGCCACUCCUUGGGCGUGUCAACAAGAAGCUAUUGCCACUCCCUGGGCGUGCCAACAGGAAGCUAUUGCCACUCCUUGGGCGUGUCAACAAGGAGCUAUUGUCACUCCCUGGGCGUGUCAACAAGAAGCUAUUGCCACUCCCUGGGCUUGUCAUCAAGGUGCUAAGAUGAAGAAAUCUUCUGAAUAUUUUCCUUGA
Didymodactylos carnosus is the source of this 1586-nucleotide messenger RNA. Lineage: Eukaryota; Metazoa; Rotifera; Eurotatoria; Philodinida; Philodinidae. The record is from the annotation of a GenBank genome assembly.